AUGCCCUCAUGCACCAUCCUCAGAGCAACCGCUUCGAAUUCAAAUCAAAGGUCCACUGCUAGCUCUUCAGAAGCUCCUUCCAGGGGUAUCAUGGCACGUCCCGCACGACUCCCUGAAUUUCCGUUGCCCGGCGGCCCUGAGCUAGCGAAGCUGGCAUUUCAGAAAAUAUACCACCGGGAUAUAGGGCCUGACAUCGCUGGGGACAUGGUAGUGCAGGAUGAAUACAAAGGUUGGUUGGUAAAGGCUAGACCGAUAGUCAUGAUUGAUUACUAUGGGGUUACAUUCGACCACAUUGUCCCGACCGACGACACCGAUCCAGAAGUCCUGCAAAUUAAUAUUGUUGAAAUCGAAGAUGAUGGAGGCGUAUAUGCAAACAAGUAUAGCCCUUUUGAUAUCGACCCGGCGGAAUAUAUUGGGAAGAAAGUGCUUGCUGUGCCGAAGUGCUGUCAGAAAAGGAAGGGGACGACGGAUCGGCAGAGGAUUAAUGAUGCGGUGAAUGCUAGGGAUGGGAGGGUUGAUGAUACGAUUUAUAAGUGA
This is a messenger RNA of Pseudogymnoascus destructans, 537 nucleotides long. RefSeq lists its product as uncharacterized. The record is from RefSeq and is a predicted model, not a curated record. Bases 1 to 537 code for a protein of 178 amino acids. The transcript has 2 exons. NCBI's taxonomy places the organism in Eukaryota, Fungi, Ascomycota, Leotiomycetes, Thelebolales, Thelebolaceae.